ACAAAACAGCUGUUAGUGUGACAGCAAACAGCUGCAAAUGACAACAGGUCAUUUCUUAGGGAAGACACAGCAACACAGCACAGCAGUUUUAAAUUAAACUCUAUUUUUAGAAUGUUACCUUUGAACAAAAAUGGACAAGCAAUGGGUGUCAGUGCAAUGGGUGUAAGUGCAAUGGGUGUAGGUGUAAUGGGUGUAGGUGUAAUGGGUGUAGGUGUAAUGGGUGUAGGUGCAAUGGGUGUAGGUGCAAUGGGUGUAGGUGCAAUGGGUGUCAGUGCAAUGGGUGUUGUUAGUGGUUUUUGCUAAGCUGUGCUUUCUUCUGGCUCUGCCUCGAGCAGCAAAUAUCUGCAGUUCUGCUGGGGCUCAGGAGAUUGUUCCUAAAAUAUCAGCAUUUUAGUCAACUUAAAAAGAAACAGCAUCAAGUUAUCAUGCUGCAAACAGCCAGGAAACAAUGACCUGUGCCAGAAGAAAGAUUAAUGUUACUUUUUUUUCUAAUACGUUCUGAAUUAACAUUACAGUAAUGACUAAGCUCUAGAUUCAAACCUUGAGAUGAUGUAAUUUUUAGACACGGGCCAAAUUUUCUUGCCAUUUAUACAAAAUCUUAAGGAGCCGAAUGUGUAACUGAAGCCAUCAGCUGUGGAGAGUGCGUGUAAACACGUCUCAGUUGGACAAUUACUGAGACCUCAUUUCCUGCUCAAUAAUCUACGCUGUGCACUUUGGCUCACACGUGUCCUGUGCCAGUCCUGCUCUCCCCUCGUGCCCCUCUCCUCCCAGCAGGUAUUUGUUUCCAUUGGCUCUGUGCUGUGCUGUACAGUUUUACUGCCCUUACAGAUCACUUGCCAGAGGUUUGGGGAGAAGUGAAUCAGUCUCGCCGAAUGAAUCACCUUAAAAAUGUUCAGUUGCAAGAAAUAUGAAAGCCCGUAAGUCUGCCAGCUCUAUUAACAGGCAAUUGAGUGAUAAAAGGUUGGGACCUGCAACCCAAAACAAAGCAGCUUCCCAAAGUUUCAGCAAACUGAGCAAAGAAAAGCAAAGCUGUCCUGGGGGAAAAAGUAAGGAUCGAUCUUCGGCCAAUUUCUGAGUCAUCUGCAGCCAGACCGGCCUCUGCAGCCCAGAAUGUGCUUGAGAGAGAACAUUCCCACAUUGGCAGAGGGGCGGAUUCGGUGACCUAAUCGUGUGCCUCUUUCAUAUCUAUGAUUUGAGCUCAUCCCAUACAGAUAAGUGUCAGCAGUCCAUCCCCACCACCGUCACAGGUAACCUCAGCCUGUGGAUCUACAAAACACCGUCUGACCAAAAAACAGCAGCACAUACAGCGAGGAUGUGCAAAGGGCAGCUGCUGGUUUCUGGAUGGGUGGUGAGGGAGGCGGCAGGCACAGCUCUGGGUCCCAGUCACACCCUUGAAAGAAACCUUCCUAUAAACUUUUAAUGGGACGUAGAAGUUAUUUCAACUUGUGGGUGCAAUUCAGGAAGUGGGUGACGUCUCACAGAGCGUUCCUACAGAAUCAAAGCCAAACAUGACCUCACUCAAAUCACUGUCACAGCGGGUGGCUCCAUUCUGAUGCCGGCUUUGUGGGCUCACAGGUGUCAUCAAUAUGGCAAAGCCGCAGAGAGCUGAGCUCUGAGCAGGGCUUGGAAAUCCACACUGCUGCUUUUGUAGCAAAAUGUUUUCCACUGUCCUUAUCUAACAUCCUUCCACAGUUUGAAGCUUCCAUGACUUUGAUACUAAAAGCAGAGUUAAAAGGUUGAAACUUCAGAAUUGUUUCAACAAUUAAGUUCAUGUGGUCCCAUUAAACCGGGCUAAUUCUUUGUAAAGGAAGCCAGGCUAAUGAGUGGCCCCACCCUGGGUAACUGGCUUCACCUGGGAUCACUGCAGCACAUAUUUAAGCAGGAAGCAGCAAAGUAACCCCUCUCAGAAGACAGUAAGUUGUUUCUGUUCCUUCCACUGUGGCCAACCAGAAUUCCUUUUGUAGGGACAAUUAAGGACAGAACAGUGCCCCAGCUUUUUGGACUUAGGAGUGGGAGAGCUGUGAAUUGAAGCGAGAUUUAUGUUCUUCUGCACAAGAAAGUGACCUUAUUCUUAUGUUGAAGAACUGGAGAACAAACAACUGCACACCCAUCAGAAAGCAAACUGCCUUUCAGGCUUCCCAGCCGUUGCAAGCAGCAGCGUUUUGCCAUCCAAAGGGCCUGGAAAAGCACAGCAGACACUGACAGCAGCGCAGCUGGGCCCAUGGGGCUGCCCCAUCAGCUCACUCCUCCAUGGAGCACAAACAGCUUCCUCAGCCAACAGGAAUGCAGGCAGGAUCCAGCUGCAUCGGUAUUAAGGAACUAAAAGCAUGCACGGAAGAGCUUGUAUUGCAAAAGAAUGCGGCUUCACGUCAUCCAAAGCCGUGAUUUAAAACUGAAGUAUUUCGUAGAGGAUCUUGAACAACUAAUGCUGGACCUUUAUUUCACUGGCAUCACCUAUUGAAACUUCCACCAUCCCACCAGUAACUGCUGAAUGCUAAUUAGGACGGAGCACAGCUGUGUCCCACAUUGUGUUUAAAAGCUGUUUGGAGCAGCAGGUGCUUCCCUGGGUGGGGUGAGUCACCCCAGGCUCUGGACUCACACUUCUCAUUUCAUGGCCUCACAUACAGACUUGGUCUUCCAAGCAGUGAUUUAAUUUACAAGGGAGAGGACAAUGCAGAACUGCAGAACCCUUGCAAUUUCUCAUCUUUUUCCAAAGAGAUUUAAGUACUGAUUGCUCUUCUAGCUUGCUUUGGAUUGAAUGCACACAGGAGCCCAGCUCAGUGUUCUCCUAUGGCCGAGUGCUCCCCGUCCUGCCAGCUGGUGGGUACCACAUCGCUCCCAUUCUGUGCCUUGAGAGCCACCUGGUGGAACACAACAUAAGAAAUACUCCUCCAAACUACAGCGAACUCCUCGUGCGGGCUGUGAGGAGCCUCGCAAUCAGCCUGGAAGCAGCAGGGUGCAGGUUUUACAGACUUCCAGCAGAGAAUCCUCCGAGCAGCUGCCCUGUAUGUAUCAAACAGCUCUGCCCACUGCAAGUGCCUAUACAAGGAAAUCCAGGAGCACGGUGGUGAAAGCAGCAAUGACAAAGAAACACGCUGAGAGCUGUUCAAGUGCUCCAAACAGAGAAUUAUUAACUAUUUCUGCUGCUGGCAGUGAAGAAGUACGUUCCAAACAGCCCCUUGAAUGGGGGCUUCAAUGUGGUGCCUCUGAGAAGCAGCUGGUUCUACCACCGGUGCCUGUUGAGCCCACGACUGCCCAGCCAUGCAGCAGAGCAGCACUGCGCCUUUCUCCAGGUUCACAGAAGCAGCUGGAAAUGAAGAUUAUGCUUGACCCAGAAAACAUCAAUAAGAAAGCUGUUUCAAAACAACAGAGCUGUGAGACCAGGCUGCCACGUAUAACUAAGAAAAAACCUGCUCCUACACGUAGUCAGAAGGGAGGGAAGGGUGAUACCACCAACCAGCUUCGGCUUUUGCCUGCCUCUCGUCGUGUGGACUCUGCCUUACCCCUGUUAGGAGGAGAUAUGAAGAAAGAUAUUCUGAGCCUAACUGAACGAAGGCUUAUCCCUCCAGCAGCAAAGAUAACUCUCCAGAUACCUCCUGUGGUAUCCAAAGCAGCUCCUCUCCAUGAAGUCCACAGGCAGCGCAAGAAGUCAGCUGUAGGAGAGGUUAGUAGUAAGGUGGAACCUGGGAGCACAGACACUUCCACCUUUCCAAGCUCAAAGGAAGCAGCUGGCAGCUCAUCCUCCUCUAGCAAAGGUAACACUGCACCACUGCUACCCAGCAGCUCCCUGGAUUCGACCAGAAAAUCAAAGCCAGCACACGGAUACCCGGCUCAACAGCUGCAGUGUGAGCUGCAGGCUCCACAGACACAGGAUCCAUCCCCUGACUGCCACAUUGCUGUUUACUACGGCGCUAUAGACCAGACAGCCCCAGGCUUUCUGGCAUUCAAACAGCGUUAUUGUUUGUCCUGGGAGAGCAUUGUCUGUUUUUUGGAACACACAGAGAAGCUUCUCAAGGACUACGCUGUGCCACUGGCCACAGUAAACUGUCAGAAGUUGGUGGAAGCAGCAUCGGACUUUGUGCUCAACAAGAAUCCCACCAAAGGUGACAUCCUGUCAGUGAUAAAGAAUCGAUCGGCUGUGGAAGAGAUUUUAAAUCGACCUGGCCAAAGAUACAAAGGCCAAGGAGGUCCUGAAAUGGCGGCUAUAAAGAUCCAGGCGAUGUGGAGAUGUUACCAGGCCAGGAGAGCCUACGUCCGAUACAGGCGGCAGCAGUGGGCAUCAGGUGUGAUUGCCAUUUCUUGGCUCCUGCAUAAUCACAUGGCACGUGUGAAAAAGACCCUGAAGGAAUCACGUCAGAGACACCUGGAGAAUUUUUACAUCAGGGCCAAGCAUCUGGCAGCCAACUGGAAUCGCAUCAGGACCUCCAGGAGGACUAUUAUCCAUAUCCCAUCAUUAGGGUAUUCCCAGUGCAUCCGUCAGCAUAUUCCUGAUCUUGCUCUUCAACAGAACUUGCAGCUGGGAAGGCUGUGUGACAUCCUGGAUGCCAACGUGGACGUCAUCUACAUCUGCCCCCUUCAUCUGAGUGAGGAGUUACUGCAGUAUUACAAUAAACUCCUGGGUCUGCAGGCAGCUGUUAGAUCUGGGAACCCUGAGGACAUGAGUGACCUGCAGGACAGGUUCAAAAUUCUCACCCCUGAAGCUAUAAACAGCUUCCCUAAGCAUCACAUGUGCCUGGCCACCCAGCUGAAGUACAGUCCCAAGACAAUCCAAAGAAUAAAAAUCCUCAUCCAGAGCAGAGAUGCCUACAUUAUCGGAGGGGUUCCCCACAAAGAUGAUUUAGCAGUGGCUGACAUGUUAAAUGUGCCGAUAUUGGGCUCAGUACCAGAGGUGGCUCAUCUCUAUAGUACCAAGUCUGGAAGUAAACAAAUUUUUGCCAGUGCUGGUGUGCCAACCCCUCCUGGAGAAUCUGACAUCUACAGCCACGAGCAGCUGAUCAGUGCUCUCAGCCAACUGAUUGUGGACAACAUGGAAGUGCGGCGCUGGCUGUUCAAAAUGAAUGAUGAAUCGGGAGGAAAUGGCACUGCCUUCUGUGAUGUCAUCUUGCAUUUGGAGUGCUACCACUGGGUUCUAAAGGAGCGUCAGAAGCACAGCCCUGAGACAUGGAGUAAGAAGUGGGCACAUGAGCCAGCUUUGGUGAAGAUCUCCCAGGAGCUGCCGGGCCUUUUAGCACAGCACGUACAGCCAGUCAAUGAGAAACGAUUCCCUACAUGGGAAAAAUUCCUCCAAACAUUUCUUAGUCAAGGUGGUGUGAUAGAAGCUUUCCCACUCUCAGAAAAUGUCACAAACCUUACGGUGGAUAUGCUGAUAGAGCCAACGGGAGAGAUAAAAGUAGUGUCGUCAGGAGACCAGCUCCAUGCUGACGGACCUCUGCGAUCAUCUGGCACCACCAUUCCACAAAGAUCUGUUGAUCCAGCAGUUCUUAAUUCACUCUGCUUAAAAAUUGGAGAAGCCUGUAAAUCUAAAGGAGUGCUUGGUUACUUCUCAGCUGAUUUUGUGACUUUCAUCCAUCCACAAACAAUGGAGCAGCAGGUAUGGGCAACAGACCUUGACCUCUGCUAUAGUGACCAGCUGGCCUUGACUCAGCUCACGUUGUACGUGUCAGAUGGAAACCUGGAUUGUUGCUCUGGCCUUUCUGAAGUACCUCUUGGUUCAAGGAAACUGAAAAGCCAACGUGCUCAGCGCAAGGAGACAGAAACGCCUUCUCCAGGAAGCGGCCGCUGUGCAGUAGCAAGCAGUCAGCUGAGGCACUCCAGUCUUUCAGUCAUCUACUACAGUGUUCUCCUCCAGAUGUGUAAAGCUCACGGCAUUGGAUUUGACCUCCAGCAAAAACAGGGAACGGUGUUUAUACUGUAUGACGAUCGGAAGCGAUACAGAUUGGGAAUGAUAACAAUCGGAGAGGAUCUCCAGGGGGUCCUCAUGACCUUUGCUCGCAAUCUCUUCAUCAUCCAUCAAGAAAUAUCAGCACCUAAUAUGCAAGGCGAGACCAAUUUUAAGACGGCAAUUCAGGAUAUUGAAGCAAUUCUGGGAGUUACAGCAGAAAACAAACUGAAAUUGGAAGAAGAGCAUCCUUCAAAAGCAGCUGCUCGGAGAGAAUAGUUAACAGAAGAUGUUUUAGUGCCGUACUCUUUAUGCUUCUGGAAAUGCUUUCUCAUCUGUAAGAACAGGUUUGGUUUUCCUUCUGCACCAGCAUGUGAAUAUUACCUGGGACAAUACGUACCCAUGAUUUUUAAAUGCAGUAAUUACAGAAAUAGUCCUUAUUUCACUAAAUAAACUAUUCGGAAACUGAGAA
Coturnix japonica (Japanese quail) is the source of this 6350-nucleotide messenger RNA. The record is from RefSeq and is a predicted model, not a curated record. Lineage: Eukaryota; Metazoa; Chordata; Aves; Galliformes; Phasianidae.